Molecule: messenger RNA, 465 nt
Organism: Helobdella robusta
Lineage: Eukaryota; Metazoa; Annelida; Clitellata; Rhynchobdellida; Glossiphoniidae
Exons: 4
Coding region: 1-465 (154 amino acids)
Source: RefSeq, a predicted model, not a curated record
AUGGAUAACACGCUGUCCAUCAUCUUGGUCAUCUUCUCGUCGUCCAUAGCUUGUACUACUGGAGCCUCUGGUCUGAGAGAGGGUGAUUAUGAUAAUGACGAGGAUAAGCCCAAGGAAAAGCCAUACUACUUUUGCGAUCUCCCACAGAGAAUAGAAGACAAAAUCUGCGCGAGCGAUAAACUUCCAACACUGGCCGAGUCAAUGGAGGCAGCUGACAUGGCUUUCUACGCCACCGUCCUCGAGAAAUACAAAGACAGCCACACCGAUUUCUCUAUGGCCUAUGACGCCCUAGUUCAAGUCCACUGCAUCUUGAAGGGCGAAAAAAGGGUUCUACCCAUCAUCAACAUCACGAGAGCAGACACAGACGUAGAUCGAAACAUAUCAAUGACAACACCAUUCAACAGCAACAACAAACGCAUUCUGCCAAGCCGAGAAUUUACGACUCAGCUGAUGACGAACGUCUGA